Messenger RNA from Cheilinus undulatus (humphead wrasse), 3410 nucleotides. RefSeq names its product protein-tyrosine kinase 2-beta-like. Gene Ontology annotation, biological process: signal complex assembly; protein phosphorylation. Lineage: Eukaryota; Metazoa; Chordata; Actinopteri; Labriformes; Labridae. Gene Ontology annotation, cellular component: focal adhesion; cytoskeleton. The transcript is spliced from 30 exons. Bases 373 to 3216 code for a protein of 947 amino acids. Gene Ontology annotation, molecular function: ATP binding; protein tyrosine kinase activity. The record is from RefSeq and is a predicted model, not a curated record.
UAUCUGUCCGCAUUUCCUCUUUCGCUGGCUGAUGAGAGGUUCACUAAACUCUUCUGGGCAAAGCUUUGGACAAGUCUGCUCGGUUUGAUGACAAAACACCAACAAAUAUGCACUUUUUCAAUAAUUAUGAAGGCUUUCUCUAGCUGGCGUCGACUGGGUUUGAAGUUUUUAGUCUGCUUUCAUAUCUGAAGGUGGGGCGGAGGCGGAGGAGCUCGUGCAUGACUGCUUCUGUCCGAGUCUUUUAAUGUCUGUUUAAGUGUAAAAGAAGAAAGACGACGCAGGAAUGUUGAAUGUAGGCGUUGCAGAAAUGUGUAUCUACAUGCAGUAGCAUACAAACCGUGUUUGUCUUUGUGACGGGAGGGUGAGCGAGUGAUGUCGGGGGACGCCAGCACCUUGUCCUGGAGGAGCAUGUCUCCCACCAGCAAAUCAGAGGCUUCAGAUUUGUCUCCCACAGCGAACAUGGUCAGAGUGAACAUCUUCCCGGUGAAGAUCAUCAAGGUGUGCUUCCUCAGUAACAGCUCCAACCUCGGCAAGAACUUCAAACUGGUGCGCUGUGAGGAGGGAUGGACCGUCAGGGCUAUCAUCAAUGUGGUUUUGUCCAGUGGCUGUGUGGGUCCUGACAUAAAGUACUGCCUGUGUUACGGCCUCCUCCUCAAACACCUCAAGUCGUCAGAGAUUCACUGGCUCCACCCCGACCUGCUGGUGUCUGAACUCACGCAGAAAUAUGAACAGCAGCACUUGGAGGCUGAGUGGAGGUAUGAUUUAAGGAUCCGAUACAUCCCGUCAGACUUUAUGAAGAAAUUCAAGGAUGACAGAACUACCAUGCUUUACUUUUACCAGCAGGUACGGAGUGACUACAUGCAGCAGUACGCCUCAAAAGUCAGUGAUGGAAUGGCUCUGCAGCUCGGCUGUUUGGAAAUAAGGAGAUUCUACAAAGACAUGAACCCAAACGGACUGGAGAAAAAGUCAAACUUUGAGCUACUGGAGAAGGAUGUGGGUCUGGAUCUGUUCUUUCCCAGAGAGCUGAUCGACAGCAUGAAGCCGAAGCAGCUACGGCGGCUGAUCCAGCAGACGUUUCAGGGCUACUCCACCCUAAAACAGGACCAGUGCAUGUCCCGCUUCUUCACCACGCUCGCUCAGUGCUACUGCUUCACACAAGAGAGCUUCGCCUGCCAGCUAGUGCACAGCUGGAGUCUAAGUAUCGACCUGGUCAUCGGGCCUGACGGCAUUAGCCAACAAACAGAGAACUCCACGCCUGUCUGUUUGGCGUCAAUCUCUCAGGUUCAGAGCAUCUCCUGCUCAGCAGAGAGCAACGGCCGAGCUCUGCUGACCGUGCACAUUGACAGUGCCAAGCAGCCUCUCUCAGUGAGCACCUCCUCCCUGGCUAUGGCAGAAAACAUGGCUGACCUGAUCGACGGCUACUGUCGGCUGGAGGGAAACUCUGAGAAGUCGCUCAUUAUCCGGCCGAGCAAAGGGAGAGACACACAACCAAAACUACCAGACAUCCCCAAAAGUGGAGGCACCGGUGCUCCUGUUAAAAGUGCUAAUUCUGAUAUUUAUGCAGAGAUUCCAGAGGGCAAUGCAGAUUCUUAUGAGAAGCACAGAAUCUCCAGAGACGACGUUGUUCUGGGUCGGAUUCUCGGGGAAGGAUUCUUUGGAGAAGUCCACCAAGGAGUUUAUAAAAGUCCGACAGGAGAGAGGAUCAGUGUGGCCGUUAAAACGUGUAAGGACUUCACAGCAGAUGUAAAGGAGAAGUUUCUAAGUGAAGCCGGUUUGAUGAAAAAUCUGAAUCACCCCCACAUUGUGCGUCUGGUCGGAGUCAUUGAAAUCGAUCCGGUCUGGAUCGUCAUGGAGCUCUACGAACACGGAGAGCUGGGGAACUAUCUGAAGGAGCAGCAGUACACCCUGACAACAUCAACAUUAACCCUUUACUGUGUUCAAAUCUGCAAAGCCCUGGCUUACCUGGAGGGACUCAACAUGGUGCACAGAGAUAUCGCAGUACGAAAUGUCUUGGUGGCAUCUCCUGAAUGUGUGAAGCUCGGAGACUUUGGUUUGUCUCGCUACGUUGAUGAACAAGAGUACUAUAAAGCCUCAAUUAGUCGAUUACCGAUAAAGUGGAUGGCCCCUGAGUCCAUCAACUUUAGACGAUUCACCACAGCCAGUGAUGUCUGGAUGUUUGGUGUUUGUGUGUGGGAGAUCUUCUCAAUGGCCCAGCAGCCGUUCUUCUGGCUCGAGAAUGGUCAAGUGAUCAAUCAGCUCGAGUCAGGCGUUCGACUUCCCAAACCUCAGAACUGCCCGCCCACCAUCUACUCUCUGCUCACCCGCUGCUGGUCUUAUGAGCCGGCCGGACGACCGAGCUUCAGCCGACUGGCCUGCUCACUCAGUGAGAUUCAGAGGAUAGAGGUGGAGCAGGAGACGGAUAUGAAGAGAGACAAAAGACGCUCCAUUCCUCCAGGGUUUGAACCAAGCCAAAGAGAGCCUCCACCAAAGCCUUCCAGGAUACAAGGAAACACUCUCCCUCGGGUCACGCACAUUCAGGGAAAGAAAGAUAACAGGCCGAUAUGGGAGAAGGAGAGAGAGCACGUGGAGGACACCUUACAGAGACAAAGGCGAGAGAUGCUGAUGGACAACCAGUGGUUAGAGCAGGAGGAAAGACAACUGGAUCCAGCUGUACGAGUGGAUUCACACAACAAGCCUCCUGAGAAAAGCCAAGAAAACGGUCCCCCAGAGAAACCUCCAUGUCCUCCCCCUGUAACAAAGCCUCGGCCCACAGCUGAGCUCGACCGCUCUGGUGAUCAGGUGUACACCGGCGUCAUGGCGAUGGUGAAACAAGUGGUGCAGCUGAAGAAUGACGUCAACACGCUGUCUGCCUCCGAGUAUCCUAGCGCUGUUAAAGCGGUGGGCAUCACCCUGAAGAGCCUGAUUCAAAGCGUGGAUGAGAUCCUGCCGUCCCUGCACAGCUCCGUCACCACAGAGAUCGAGGGCACGAAGAAGCUCCUGAACAAAGAUUUGGGUGAGCUGAUCAGUAAGAUGCGUCUGGCGCAGCAGAACUCCGUCACAUCUCUAAAGGAGGAGUGCCAGCGGCAGAUGUUGGCCGCCGCUCACACACUCGCCUUGGACUCCAAAAACCUGCUCGACGCUGUCGACCAGGCUCGAGUCCGGGCCAACCUCGCCAAGCCCAGACCUGAGGCACAAGAAGGAGAAGAUUCUGGGUAAAAAAAAAACGAGACUCUCGUUUUGAAGACAGAAAUGAAGAUAAUAAAGACUGAAUUAUAAGUGAACAUUUUAUUUUUGGCUCUAUUCCUGUGAAGAUGUACCUGCUGCAAUAAAAGAAGCCAUAAUAUAUUUGUACUUGUCUGAGGAAACUGAACAGUCAAACUACAACAAAAAAAUAAAAACAAUUAAAUUUA